Molecule: messenger RNA, 645 nt
Organism: Colletotrichum spaethianum
Lineage: Eukaryota; Fungi; Ascomycota; Sordariomycetes; Glomerellales; Glomerellaceae
Exons: 1
Coding region: 1-645 (214 amino acids)
Source: RefSeq, a predicted model, not a curated record
AUGAACCCCGAAAAUACCGACCCUUCGACUCCCCAACGCCCUUUGCCAUCCCCCCUCGAUGAAACUGUCGUCACGCCGUCGCGUCUCGGCCUGCUGCAGACUCCGCCUCGGCGUCCUGGCCGGGGUCUCAAGCGCCCCAUUGAAGCCGGACCCGAUGCUCCCGAGUGUCGCGAGGCUAGCCCUCUUCGACUUCUCCAAACGCCCCCGCAGCGUCCGCCACGUCGUGCCCGGUUCUCCACUGGGCUCGUCAAUUCAGCAGCUUCUGGCCCGGCAGAUACGAUACCUCAUGCUGACCGGCCCGCCUCGGAUCGUGAAGAGACACCACAUUUCGCUCCCGAUACGGAGCAGGAAGAAGUGCAUCGGGCAAAGCAUCGCGACGAAAACACAGUAGAGCACGAGGUAAAGCACGAGGAACAGCGUUUAGAAGGCAAGCAAGAAGUCCAUUUCAAAGAGCCGCAAAAGGAAGAGCAGCAUGAACACCCGGAAGAGUAUGACCAGUGCCAUCUGGAACAGCAUCAACCGGGACCGUACCAGCUUGAAAUCGAAUCUGAGCCACUUGAGCUAUUGUCUCAGUUUGGAACGAGCCAAAUGGAAGCUUCCCAGCCACAUUCUUUAAUGUGGCAGGAUUUUGGAGCAGAAGAAUAG